CUAUGGAACGCUCUUUUGACGUACGCCAUUUCAAAACAACACAUGUUUUGAGGAGCGUAUUGCUAUUUAUAUUACAAUAACACGCUGUUCCUCGAAUAAAAUUAUAUCAAAAUGCCGAAGACUAAAAAGAAAUUUAUAGAUCGCAAGAAAGCCGUGACGUUCAACUUGGUGCACCGAUCGCAACGGGAUCCUCUGGCAGCUGAUGAGACAGCCCCGCAACGUGUCUUAGUGCCUGUCAGUGCUAAUAUACCUCAGAAAAAAGAAAAGGACCCAGAAUUAACACCAGAACAAAGAAGAGAAGAACAGAUCAAAUAUGGCAUCUACUUUGAUGAUGAUUACAAUUACUUGCAACAUCUUAAAGAUUCCAGAGAAGUCACGCUCGUUGUACAGCCUAGACCGGUACACAAAAGGAAAGAGAAGACCACAGAAGCCAAUGAGGAUGAAGUACCAGUACCUGUGACAGAGGCUCUCACUCUGCCCAGCUCAGUGUUUGCUUCCGAAGUUGAAGAAGAUGUUGGUCUACUGAAUAAGGCUGCUCCGCAAGGCCUCUGUCUCGACCUAGAUCCAGAAGUGGUGGCAGCUCUGGAUGAUGACUUCGAUUUCGAGGAUCCAGACAACCAACUGGAAGACAACUUUAUUGAUCUGGCUAUGGCUGAAGGCUCUGGUGAUGAGGAAUACGAUGAGGAUGAGGAAGGCGACAGCAUGUCACAAGAUGACAACUCCGACAAGGCAUUCGCAUCAGACCUUGAUUCUGAUGACGACAGUGAUGAGGACGGCAGACCAGCUCGCGGUGGUCGCAUGCGUAACUGGGAGGCGCGCGACAAUGAUGACACCAAGUCCAGAUUCUCCCAGUACUCCAUGUCCUCGAGUGUCAUGCGACGCAACCAGGGACUUACCCUGCUUGAUAACCGGUUUGAAAAGAUGUUCGCUGAGUACGACGACACAGAAGUAGGUGCGUUAGACCUGGAAGAGAUCGAGGGCUUCAUGCCGGAGACACACAACAUGCUGCUGCAAGCUGCUGAGCAUUUCGAGGAGUCGCAGCGGAAAUACCAGCUCGAUAAGGAGAAGGAGAUUGCUAGAAUAAACCGCCUCCAAGAGAUUGAGGAAGAAUCUGAAGAAGAAUUGGUGACAGUUGAGGUGGAUCCCAAAGAGAAGUGGGACUGCGAGACCAUACUGUCAACAUACUCGAACUUGUACAACCAUCCUAAAAUUAUUGAGGAGCCUAAGAAACCCAAAAAAAUCAAGUUAAACGCUCGCGGCAUACCUAAAGACGUGCUCGGUAAGGAUAACAAGCUGACUGUCAAGUCUCUCGCCAAAUUCAACGCUAUGCAGAAAGAGACCGGGUCUUCUGAUGAAGAAGACGAUGGAAAGACCAACGCUGAAACCAUUCUCUCUACUCUUAGUGUUCUUUCUAUACGGCCAAAAGACGAAACUCCAGAAGAAAAGAAAGAAAGGAAACGUCUUCUGAAAGAGUAUAGGAAAGAAAGAAGAGUAGAGAAGAAAGCAAACAAAGAGGCUUUCAAAGAAGAGAAGAAACGGCAGGAGAAGAUCAUGAUGAAUAAUAAGAAUAAUGUUCAAGGAAACAGAAUAUUGUAAUUUGUAGUCGUAUGUGAUAUAAAUAUAUAUUUUAUU
This is a messenger RNA of Spodoptera litura, 1632 nucleotides long. RefSeq names its product LTV1 ribosome biogenesis factor (gene LTV1). Lineage: Eukaryota; Metazoa; Arthropoda; Insecta; Lepidoptera; Noctuidae. Gene Ontology annotation, biological process: ribosomal small subunit biogenesis; ribosomal small subunit export from nucleus. Gene Ontology annotation, cellular component: preribosome, small subunit precursor; cytosol; nucleus. The record is from RefSeq and is a predicted model, not a curated record.